Stegastes partitus (bicolor damselfish) is the source of this 4285-nucleotide messenger RNA. It is a transcript of the gene tyk2, whose product is annotated as tyrosine kinase 2. The record is from RefSeq and is a predicted model, not a curated record. The transcript is spliced from 23 exons. The coding region runs from base 171 to 3824 and encodes 1217 amino acids. Gene Ontology annotation, cellular component: cytosol; membrane; cytoskeleton. Gene Ontology annotation, biological process: cell differentiation; cytokine-mediated signaling pathway; protein phosphorylation. Gene Ontology annotation, molecular function: non-membrane spanning protein tyrosine kinase activity; growth hormone receptor binding; ATP binding. NCBI's taxonomy places the organism in Eukaryota, Metazoa, Chordata, Actinopteri, Pomacentridae.
UCGACUCACGCAGUUCACGAGAAUCCGUAAGAGAAGACAGCAGGGGAACUACACCGAACAAAAAAACAAAAAAACAAAUGAAGCUUCACCGUCAGCUCGUUUUACCCUGCUAGGUUUUUAUGUAACGCCUUGAAAGCUCGCCGUAAAACGUGAUUUGUCUGACCCACAACAUGUCCAGAAGAGGGCGGGCCAAGCCUUCCAAGCCAGGAAUCUUUCCAGGUCAGGGCGACCCCCCUCAGGGUCAGGGUAUCCAUGUUUAUCUCUUCUGGACCAAAGAAGGAGAGAGAUAUUUGUCUCACACAACUGGGAAGGUGACAGCAGAGGAGCUGUGCAUCUCAGCUGCAGAGGCUGUAGGGAUAAGUCCUCUGUGCCAUGUGUUGUUUGCGCUGUACAAUCCCAUAACGCGUUGCUGGUACAGUCCGAACCACAUCUUCAGUCCAGAGGAGAACUCCAACCUUGUACUUCUCUACUGUUUGAGGUUUUAUUUUCGAAACUGGCACGGACUGAGUGAAAAAGAGCCCAUUGUGUCCCGCUAUGCUCACCGAUCUGGGAGUAAUCAGGGGGGUUCCCCUCUGCUUGAAAUCACAUCCUUGGAGUAUCUAUUUUCCCAGGCUAAAUUUGAAUUUGUGAAUGAAGUGGUGGAAAUGGAAGAUGUCAAGUCAGAAGAAGAACUAAAUCGCUUCAAAAAUGAGAGCUUGGGAAUGGCUGUGCUUCACCUUUCACAUCAGGCAGUGCAGACAGGCUCUACCUUACAAGACGUAGCUUCAAAAGUCAGCUUCAUAGGCUGCAUUCCAAGGACUUUUGCCAAACACAUUUCUCGAGACAACUUCCUGACUAAAAUCAGGAUCCGGCGAGUGUUUGCGGACUUUGUGCGGACCUUCCAGCAGCACACGGUGGAUAAGGGGCGACUGGGUGCCCAGGAGAUUAUGUAUAAGUACAUAUCUACCCUCGAACACUUAGCACCACGUUUUGGCACAGAGACUUUCACUGUAACCCACCUGGAUCUGAGGGAGGAUGCAGAUGGAAGCAGCUCUUACUCUAACACCACACAUGCCCAGGGUGUCUCGAAGGACAACUUCCAGGCUCCUGCCACACAUGAAAUAAUGGUGUCUGGCACCCAGGGGAUUCUGUGGAGGAAAGUGUCCAUUCAGAAGGCACAGGCAAACACUUACAUGAGGAACGACUACUUGAACUACAGUAAGAGAGCAAAACAGCAGUCCAGUCAACCAAAAGCAGACGAUGACUGGACCUUCUUCUGUGAUUUCCCUGAAAUAACUCACAUAGCCAUUACUGAGGCUAAUGUGUGCAUUAGCACUCAAGACAAUCAAUGCAUGGAGGUUCAGAUGAACUCCAGCCAGGAGGCCCGUUCCUUCAUCUCCCUCCUAGAUGGAUACUACCGACUGACUGCAGACGCCCACCACUAUCUUUGUCGUGAAGUGGCUCCCCCAAGGGUAGUGCUGAGUGAAGCAAAUCUACUGCAUGGACCUAUGCAGGAUGAUUUUGUGCUACUGAAGUUGAAAAAGGAGGCAGCAGAAGAGGGAGCUUUCCUCGUUCGUUGGAGUGCUCUCGACUAUCGCCGCAUCAUCUUAGCUGUGCUAAACAAAAAUGAGAAUGGUGCUGCAUCAAGCCACAAGCAGUUUCGUAUUCAGCUCAAGGGCUCGAUGUUCUGUCUGGAGGGCUGGGACCGAGAGUUUUCCAGUGUGAAGGAGCUGACAGAUAACCUCAAGACCUUUGUACUCAAAUCUGGUUCGGACAGCUUCACUGUAAAAAAAUGCUAUCCUCCAAAACAAGCAGGUUUGUGUUUAGAGGUCACUGCAAAUGUUUUGUUGCUUUACGCUACAAUCUUCUUGUGUAUUUUGAAGAAACUGUACUGUGGGAUGUAUGAGUUUACACAGGUUCAUGUAUGUUUGUAUGACACUCUGUGUGAUGCAGAGCUUUCCAACCUUCUGGUGAGGAGGCAAGGUGUCAACCGCCGCCAUUGCAAUGACUCCUUGGCUCUGAACAUGACCCAGCUACGCUUUCACCAGAUCAAGGAUAAAGAGAUCAUACAGGAACAGCAUUUGGGCCGCGGCACCAGAACUAACAUCUACGCAGGUCGUCUGCUAGUGCGGGGUGGAGAAGAGGAUGAUGAUGAUGAUGAGUUCAACAACAACUCUUCUGACCGGAAAGGCAUCCGAGUGGUUCUCAAGAUUCUGGAACAAACCCAUAAAGAUAUUGCUCUAGCAUUUUUUGAAACUGCAAGUCUCAUGAGCCAGGUAUCCUACAGACACCUGGUGUUUGUACAUGGUGUGUCUGUCAAGGGAUCUGAAAACAUCAUGGUUGAAGAAUAUGUGGAGUUUGGGCCUUUGGAUGUUUUCCUUCGCAAAGAAAAGGCAUCUGUGACUCCUCAGUGGAAGUUCAUCGUUGCAAGACAACUUGCCAGUGCCCUCAAUUAUCUUGAGACAAAUCGGCUAGUUCAUGGAAACGUCUGUGCAAAGAACAUUCUGGUAGCAAGGCGGGGUCUGGAGCCUGGCAUUUCCCCUUUCGUCAAGUUGAGUGAUCGAGGAAUUGCCCUGAGUGUCCUUUCACGGGCGGAGCGUCUGGAGCGUAUCCCGUGGAUUGCCCCUGAGUGUGUUGACAGUGGUGCACCCAUUGGCAAUGCUGCUGACCAAUGGAGCUUUGGCGUCACACUGCUAGAAAUCUGCAACAACGGCGACCUUCCCAUGAGUGGCAGCACAUUGUCUGAGAAAGAGCACUUUUAUCAGCAAAAAGGGCGCUUAGCUGAACCAUCCUCCCAGGAACUGGCCAGAUUCAUCAGCAUGUGUUUGACCUAUCAGCCUGAGGAGAGGCCUUCGUUCCGCACCGUGCUCAGAGAACUCCCGAAUAUCUAUAUAGAUAAUCUUGCUAUGUCACCAAGUGAAACUUUCCCGGGCUCAGACCCCAGCGUGUUCCAUAAACGCUACCUGAAAAUGAUACGGGUCUUAGGAGAGGGUCACUUUGGAAAGGUGACGCUGUACUUGUACGAUCCGGCCAACGAUGGAACAGGGGAACGCGUGGCAGUGAAAGCUUUGAAGCAAGAGAACGGUCAUGUGCCUGAAGGCUGGAUGAAAGAGAUUGAGAUCUUGAAGUCCCUCUAUCACAGCAACAUUGUCAAGUACAAAGGCUGUUGUACUGAACUGGGAGGACAAGUGGUGCAGCUAAUAAUGGAGUACCUUCCUUUGGGGAGUCUGCGAGAGUACCUUCACAAACGUAAACUCUGUGUGCCACAGUGCCUCAUGUUUGCUCAGCAGAUCUGUCAGGGGAUGGAGUACUUGCAUUCCAGGCGGUACGUCCAUCGAGAUCUGGCAGCCCGCAAUGUCUUAGUGGAAAAUGAGGGUUUGGUGAAGAUUGGAGACUUUGGCCUGACAAAAUACAUCCCUGAAGGAGAGAUCUACUACCGUGUCCGUGAGGAUGGCGACAGCCCAGUGUUCUGGUAUGCCAUUGAGUGCUUGAAGGAGAAUAAAUUUUCCUUUUCCACUGACAUUUGGUCAUUUGGAGUUACUCUGUAUGAGAUCCUCACCCGCUGUGACCAUCGCCAAAGCCCUCCAGUAAAGUUCUCUGAGAUGAUGGAGACAGCCCAGGGGCAGAUGACUGUGUUGACACUCAUAAAACUGCUGGAGAAACGGCUGCGUUUACCUUGUCCCAAAGACUGCCCACAUGAGGUGAAGACGUUGAUGGAGCAGUGCUGGGAUGAAGAUCCUGAAAAGCGGCCAACAUUCGGAUCCCUCAUCGAAAAGUUUGAAGCUGUACGGCGAACGUACGACUGGCAGUCCAACAUAAAUUUUUCAUUGGCUCAGAUUUGCUGAUCAGGAGUCAGUGAAGAUCCACAUGACCACAUGUCACUAUGCCAACCAUAUAUUGCAAUCAUGUGUUUUAUAGUGUGCAAGUCCUGAUGGCUCGAUUUGCAGAUAUGUCUUUUAUAGGGUUUUUUUUUUUUUAAUGAUUAAAGCACACUGCUAUCCUCUCAUAUGUGAUAUGACCAGUAAAAAACCCAACUGGUAUGUUUUUUUGUUAUUUUUAAUUAUUGAUGGGUUGAACUUCAUAAGGAAUGUAAGGGCAUGGACAGUCAGUGUAACGUUUUGUCUUUUAAAAGUUAUGGCUUUGCAUAUAUCACAUUAAGUAUUAAGAAUGUCUAUAUGGUUGGGAGAUUACUGCAUUUCAUUUUCUGUCUAUUUUUGUAUAUUUUUGAGUGUAUGUUAACUUAGCACUUAAUUUUGUAACACAAACAAGUUAAAUCAAAUAAACAAUUUUCUUUAUGAUAACCAGA